AUGCCCGAAAUUGUUGUUAGAAUUUUUCUUCUUCAAAUAAAGGUAGAAACUUUGUUUUUAUGGAUAUAUGUUGAAUGUCUAGCUUUUCCUAUAGCUGAAUGUUCAUUGUACUUUUUGAAUAAUGUAUUAGCAGAAGUACAAGAAGCUAAUUUACUAUUACAAAGACAUUAUACAACCGGUGUUAAUUUAUACAGUAUCAUAACAGAUUUAUUACGUAAAUUAAACAAUCGCUUGGAUGACCAUUAUUUUGGUCGUAAAGUGAUGGACUUAUUAGAAAAAAUUCAACAUCCAACCGAAAUUAAUGAUUUAAAAAAAUUAUUUCGAUCAUUCAAUCAAAUAGUUAUCCAAUACAUUGAAAGUUAUUACCAAGAUCAUUCUUUAUUAUACAAGUCAAUAUUAAUUUUUGGUGAAAUACAUGUAGAUAUUGAAAGAAUUGAAUGGAAAAGCAUUGGACAUUGUAUUACAUUUAUUUAUGCUAAUAAUAUUGAUAACGUUUGUUUAUACAAUGAGUUUAACCAUAUUGGAUCAAAAUAUAUUGGAAUUAAAGGCAAAUUUGAUGGAAUCUAA
Rotaria sp. Silwood2 is the source of this 567-nucleotide messenger RNA. The record is from the annotation of a GenBank genome assembly. Lineage: Eukaryota; Metazoa; Rotifera; Eurotatoria; Philodinida; Philodinidae.